Sinocyclocheilus anshuiensis is the source of this 5469-nucleotide messenger RNA. RefSeq names its product voltage-dependent L-type calcium channel subunit alpha-1D-like. Bases 112 to 4740 code for a protein of 1542 amino acids. The transcript has 37 exons. NCBI's taxonomy places the organism in Eukaryota, Metazoa, Chordata, Actinopteri, Cypriniformes, Cyprinidae. The record is from RefSeq and is a predicted model, not a curated record. Gene Ontology annotation, cellular component: membrane; voltage-gated calcium channel complex. Gene Ontology annotation, molecular function: high voltage-gated calcium channel activity. Gene Ontology annotation, biological process: calcium ion import across plasma membrane.
GUGUUCCUCAACACUUUGACUAUCUCUUCAGAACAUUACAACCAGCCCCUGUGGCUCACGCAAGUCCAGGAUGUGGCCAAUAAAGUGCUGCUGGCCCUGUUCACGUGUGAGAUGCUGGUGAAGAUGUACAGUCUGGGUCUGCAGGCUUAUUUUGUGUCUCUGUUUAAUCGCUUUGACUGCUUUGUGGUGUGCGGAGGCAUCACAGAGACGAUCCUAGUCGAGUUUGAGAUUAUGUCACCUCUCGGCAUCUCAGUGUUUCGAUGUGUGCGACUUCUCAGGAUCUUUAAAGUCACACGUCAUUGGGCAUCUCUCAGUAACUUGGUGGCAUCUCUGCUGAACUCCAUGAAGUCCAUUGCUUCUCUACUGCUGCUGCUCUUCCUCUUCAUCAUCAUCUUCAGCCUCCUUGGUAUGCAGGUGUUUGGUGGCAAGUUUAACUUUGACGAGACACAAACGAAGAGGAGCACCUUUGACAACUUCCCUCAGGCCUUGCUCACUGUGUUUCAGAUUCUGACCGGUGAAGACUGGAAUGCCGUCAUGUACGAUGGAAUUAUGGCGUACGGUGGCCCAUCAUCGUCAGGAAUGAUCGUGUGCAUCUACUUCAUUAUUCUCUUCAUAUGUGGAAAUUACAUUCUUCUGAAUGUGUUCUUGGCUAUCGCUGUGGACAACCUUGCCGACGCAGAGUCUCUGAACACAGACAGCAACGAUAAGAAGAAAGGUGAUGAAAAUGAAGAUGAUGCCAAGGCUGGAGAGGAGGAUGAGAAAGACAAUGCAGAGGAGGAUGAAGAUGAGCCGGACAUUCCUGCGGGGCCCCACCCACAGAUCUCAGAGCUUGUUAAGAAGGAGAAAAUCACUCCAAUCCCAGAGGGCAGUGCGUUCUUCAUCUUUAGCAGCACAAACCCAAUUCGUGUCGCGUGCCACAAGCUGAUAAACCACCACAUCUUCACCAACCUCAUCCUUGUCUUCAUUAUGCUAAGCUCCGCCUCCUUGGCAGCUGAAGACCCAAUCAGAAACUUCUCUGCCCGGAAUAUUAUACUUGGUUACUUUGACUAUGCUUUCACGGCUAUCUUUACUGUAGAGAUCGUGUUAAAGAUGACCACAUAUGGCGCGUUUCUCCACAAGGGGGCUUUCUGCAGGAACUACUUUAAUCUUCUUGAUCUGCUGGUGGUCGGCGUGUCGCUGGUGUCCUUCGGAAUUCAAUCGUCGGCCAUCUCAGUGGUGAAGAUACUGAGGGUUCUGAGGGUGCUGCGUCCACUCAGGGCCAUAAACAGAGCUAAAGGACUGAAGCAUGUGGUCCAGUGUGUGUUUGUGGCUAUCAGGACUAUCGGAAACAUCAUGAUUGUCACCACACUGCUACAGUUCAUGUUUGCCUGCAUUGGUGUACAGCUCUUCAAGGGGAAGUUUUACCGCUGUACUGAUGACACCAAGUCCAGCCCAGAAGAGUGCAAGGGAAUAUAUAUCCUGUAUAAGGAUGGAGACGUGAACCUGUAUAAGGAAGGUGACGUGAACCUGCCAAUCAUUCAGAAGCGCCACUGGCACAACAGCGAUUUCAACUUUGAUAACGUGCUCAUGGCCAUGAUGGCUCUAUUCACAGUGUCCACGUUUGAAGGCUGGCCAGCGUUGUUGUACAAGGCCAUAGACUCCAACCGGGAGAACAUGGGUCCGAUCUACAACUACCGUGUGGAGAUUUCCAUCUUCUUCAUCAUUUACAUCAUCAUCAUCGCCUUCUUCAUGAUGAACAUCUUCGUGGGUUUCGUCAUUGUGACCUUUCAGGAACAGGGAGAGAAAGAGUACAAAAACUGUGAGCUGGACAAGAACCAGCGUCAGUGUGUGGAGUAUGCGUUAAAAGCACGUCCUCUCAGGAGGUACAUCCCAAAGAACCCAUAUCAGUAUAAGUUCUGGUAUGUGGUGAACUCCACCGGCUUCGAGUACAUCAUGUUUGUCCUGAUCUUACUCAACACCAUCUGUCUCGCUGUUCAGCAUUAUGGUCAGUCCGAGCUGUUCAAUUAUGUUAUGGACAUCCUGAAUAUGGUCUUCACCGCCGUCUUCACUGUGGAGAUGGUACUCAAACUGAUCGCCUUCAAACCCCGGCAUUAUUUCACUGACGCAUGGAACACGUUUGACGCCUUAAUUGUUGUCGGUAGCGUCGUAGAUAUUGCGAUCACAGAAGUCAACCCCACAGAGGCACCUCAGGUGGAUGAGACGGGGAACACUGAAGACAGCGCUCGCAUUUCAAUCACCUUCUUCCGUCUUUUCCGAGUGAUGCGAUUGGUCAAGCUACUGAGCAGGGGGGAGGGCAUUCGAACCCUUCUCUGGACCUUCAUCAAGUCCUUCCAGGCCCUGCCGUAUGUCGCUUUGCUGAUAGCCAUGCUCUUCUUCAUCUAUGCUGUCAUUGGCAUGCAGGUGUUUGGGAAAAUUGCCAUGGUGGACCACACACAAAUCAACAGGAACAACAACUUUCAGACGUUCCCUCAGGCUGUGCUUCUGCUCUUCAGAUGUGCAACAGGUGAAGCCUGGCAGGAUAUCAUGUUGGCAUGUAUGCCAGGGAAGCUGUGUGACCCGGAGUCAGACCAUAAUCCAGGAGAAGAGAUGACCUGCGGGAGCAACUUUGCCAUCAUCUACUUCAUCACCUUCUACAUGCUCUGCGCCUUCCUGAUCAUUAACCUGUUCGUGGCUGUCAUCAUGGACAACUUUGACUAUCUGACCCGUGAUUGGUCGAUUCUGGGGCCACAUCAUCUUGAUGAAUUUAAGAGGAUUUGGUCAGAGUAUGAUCCAGAGGCCAAAGGCAGAAUAAAACAUCUUGAUGUAGUGACGUUGUUGCGCCGUAUUCAGCCUCCACUUGGCUUUGGGAAACUCUGUCCUCAUAGAGUCGCCUGCAAGAGGCUGGUGGCUAUGAACAUGCCUCUGAACAGUGACGGCACUGUCAUGUUUAAUGCAACACUUUUUGCUCUUGUGAGAACUGCUCUGAAGAUCAAAACGGAAGGUAAUUUAGAGCAGUCCAACGAAGAGCUCAGAGCUGUGAUUAAGAAGAUCUGGAAGAGAACAAGCAUGAAACUUCUGGAUCAAGUGGUGCCCCCUGCUGGUGAUGAUGAGGUAACGGUGGGGAAGUUCUAUGCCACUUUCCUGAUACAGGACUACUUUAGGAAAUUCAAGAAACGCAAAGAGGAAGGCCUGGUGGGCGUUCACCCAGCACAGAACAACACCGCCGUCGCCCUGCAGGCUGGCCUUCGUACGCUGCAUGACAUUGGGCCAGAAAUCCGCCGUGCGAUAUCAUGUGACCUGCAGGAUGAUGAGCUAGUAGACUUUAUGCCAGAGGAGGACGAAGAAAUUUAUAGGCGAAAUGGAGGACUCUUUGGCAACCACAUCAACCAUAUAAAUGGUGAUCCCCGGAGAAGCUCCGGCCACCAGACAAAUGCCACACAGCGCCCCCUGCAGGUGCAGCCGCCCCCACAUUACGCCCACAUGAAACAGCCCGUGGGGCGCCUGGGUCGCGCCAAUGCCAUGGCGCAGCAAAACCAUCAUCGCCACCACCACCACCAUCAUCACCAUCAUCAUCAUCACAACUCCUACAACAAGUCGCCCAAGUCUACCAACAUCAACCUCAACAACGCCAACGUGUCCAGUCUACCCAAUGGAGGACACAAUUGUUACUAUGAGCAUAUGCCCGCUAACGGUUACCCGGGAUCAUACUAUGGAGAAUACGACAAGCCCAGUACCACACACGGGCAAAGGCGCUACUAUGAGACGUAUAUUAGGUCGCAGGGCAGUGACAGAAGACGACCCACUAUUCGUCGCGAAGAGGAGUAUGAAGAAGAUCGUUACACUGGAGAGUACUACAGUGGAGAGGAGUUUUACGAAGAUGACAGCAUGCUGGCGGGUGACAGGUACCCCAACAGUGACCAGGAAUACGAGACACCACAGGGUUACCAUCAUCCUGACAGCUGCUAUGAGGAUGACGAGCAGCCCCUUUAUCACGAUUCACAUAGGUCACCAAAGAGAAGACUGCUUCCUCCAACACCGCAAGGUAAUCGGAGACCGUCGUUUAAUUUUGAGUGUCUGCGCAGACAGAGCAGUCAAGAUGAUCUUCCUCACCAGCGUACUGCUCUUCCAUUACAUCUCAUGCAACACCAGGUGAUGGCGGUAGCGGGUCUCGACUCCAGCAGGGCUCACAGGCUUUCACCUACACAAUCUACCAGAUCACCUCCUCCCACUCCUGCAAGUAAAGACCGAACGCCGUACUACACACCGCUUAUCCGCGUGGACCGUCCUCUGAGGAACAGUGCCCACAGCAGUCACUCAUCCAUCCGGAAGAGCACGUGGUAUACAGACGACCCCGAGUACCAGAGGAACUACUCACCCGUUCACCUGCAGGUCCCACCCGAGUAUAGAAACCAGUACCACCAGAAGAGAGGCAGCGCUACCAGCCUGGUAGAGGCGGUCUUGAUAUCAGAAGGACUGGGUCGAUAUGCCAAGGAUCCAAAGUUCGUGACCGCCACGAAGCACGAGAUCGCAGAUGCAUGCGAGAUGACCAUCGACGAAAUGGAGAGCGCCGCCAGCCAUCUCCUGAACGGCGGCAUUAUGCCGAGUGCCAACGGCGUCACUGUCUUUCCCAUAAUGGGCCACAGAGACUACGAGCUGCAAGAUGUCUCAGCUAGCUACAGUGAUGAGGAACCAGAACCCGAACCCAGACCGCAGUAUGAGGAGGACCUGGCAGACGAAAUGAUAUGCAUUACCACUUUAUAGCACCUGAUAAGCGGCUACUGCUGUUCCUCAGAAAGUGAUCAGCAAAACAAACAAAUCGAAUUAUAGUAUAUUUACUGGCUUACUACCUAAAGAAGUGCCUUUACACCAGAGCAAAAAGGCACCACAAGAACGGACGCAUCGGUGACACUCGCUCACUUCCUGUUCACACAGUACUUUGGCAGUCGUGGCACCAGGGAGGAGCUAAGAAUCUCUGGAGGUAAACUUUAAUUGGCUGCUUGUACCGUCACUGCAGGAAAUGGACCAAUGAGCAGUGAGGGGAGGUACCCGGGGUGGGGGGGGACAGGCUGUUUCCACGGUGAUGACAAUCAAACGAAUGUCAUUACUUCAGUCACUUUAUUAAGGGUUUUGCAUAUCAAGCACGUUGUAAGCUCAAUGCAAGCUAAGUAUGGCAUAUCCCUCAACAAAGGCUUUAGUUUCGAUUCGCCCCGUAUUUUAGUACCGUUUAAGGCAAAGUGCAUAUUUUAGAGAACAAACGCUAAUUCUACAACACUGGUUUACAAUAAGGAUAUCAUGCAGGUUGGUGGAUUUCGAGAGGAUUUCAGCAUUUGUGUUGAAUGCACUAGCAGACAGGUUAUUUUUGUAAUUUAGGAUAGCCUGUUUGAUAUUUCAUAAUAUGCUGUAAAUGACUUGUAAUAUAUAAAGGAAAAAGAAAACUUUGUAAAGAGACAUAUAUUUUGUAAUUAUGUACUGUACAAAAAAUAAAAUCAG